Camelina sativa (false flax) is the source of this 5889-nucleotide messenger RNA. NCBI's taxonomy places the organism in Eukaryota, Viridiplantae, Streptophyta, Magnoliopsida, Brassicales, Brassicaceae. The record is from RefSeq and is a predicted model, not a curated record.
CCCACCUCUUUCAGUCUUUUGUUAAAAAAUUAAAAAAAAAAAAAAAACAGUUUUGAUCCAUUUUAUCACCGAAAACAAAAUCAUCCUCAAAACCCUAAGCUUCAAAAGCUUUCAGAUCUUUCUAGGGUUUUCUCGAUUUUGUUCUUAAUUUGUCAAAUUUUUAAUUUUUAUGGACGAGUGUUGUAUCCUGCGAAGAAGCUGAUCCCUUUUUCUCGCCUCAUGGAUUCUGACUCGCCGAGAGCUUCUCUUGAGUCGGUUAAGGAUGAUUCUGAAUGUGCUCAUGUUUCCAACGAACCUAAUCUCGAGGGAACGUGCGUUUUUGGUGAUUCGUCUGUUGGUGGCGAAGGAGUUAGGGAUGUGAAUUCGUCCGCCGCUGCGUCGGAGCUCGUGCCUCCGGAGCCUGUCUCGGCGGAUGGGAAUGGAGAAGGUGCGGGUUUGAAUUCCGUACCUGAGAUCAGUGAUGUGGUUGAAGGGGGAGCUCCUGUUGAUGUCGUCGUUUCCUCGGAGCUGUCUCCAGUGGUAGGUGGAGGAGGAGAAGAAAUUGCAGCUUUUGAUGUUCAGGAGAUGGAUUCGGUUGGUGGUGAAGCUACGGCGGUGGAACUUUCUUCGGUGGUUGCUGAAGGAGGAGAUGAGGAAGGUGCGGCUUCAAUCGUCAAAAGAGGGGAUUUUUCGGCUGAAGGUAGUGAUUCACAAGGUAAUUUUGCAGGAGAUAGGCUUGAGGAAAACAAAGAAGUUUCCAUGGAAGAAGAACCUCCAUCACAUGAGCUUUCAGGUUAUGAGGUAAACGGAGUUGAUUCUCUGAAUGCUGAGGUAAAGAGAGAGGAAGGUGCACAGGUAGUUUGUGGAGGCGUUGCUGGUGAGGAUAGUAGUCAGGUGAUAGAGAGUGAGUUAGGGGAGAAUACAGAGUCCGAAAAGGAAAAGGUAGAUUUGAUGGAGGAGGAAACUGCAGCGCAAGCUGCCUCCUUGGUUAAUGACAUAGAAAUUCCUGAUGAUAAAGAGGUAGCUUGCGUCGCUGGGUUUACGGAAAUUCCCUCUCAAGAUACUGUGUUAGAUGAUUCAGUAGGGAACUCAGGAAGUGAAUUUGUAGAGGAAGAGCCUGUGAAAGAGGAGUUACAAAUAGGGGAAGGAGCUAAGGAUCUGACAGAUGGAGAUGCAAAAGAAGGUGUGGAUGGCAUAGACGAUGCAAUGGACAUACAGGUAUUGAAGAAAUCAGAGGAGGAAGAAAAGCUUGAUGGUGCUGCUGUAUCGGAGAUUGAAACUAAUCCCCAAGAGGUGGAUGAUGUGGCUACGGUGGUGUCUGAAAAAACUGCGGUUCCAGCGGAUAUAUCAUCAGCUGUUGUUACUCAGUUUGCUGGGGAAACAAGUAAUGAUAAGGAAAUUAUAAAGAAUGAUGUUAAAGAAGAUGCUGAGAACGAUUCAGAAGCUGAUAUGUCACUGGAAAUACAUGUACCAGAGGCUGCAGAAGAAGUAGAAACAGAUGUUAAGUAUGGUGAUGGGAUAGAGAAAGAAGGCGAUGGGUUAGGUGGUGCGGGAAAAGCAGGUCAGACAGUUGAUUUGGACGAAUCUCGAGAAGAAAACCAAGAACUAUCUCAGGAAGUGGCUAAAGUAGAUGAAACGAAGAUUUCUGAAGUGUCAGAAGAAACAGAGCCAAUGAUUGGAGAUGCGGAUAAGGAGAAAGAUGACGACAUGACUGAUUUGGCAGAGGAUGUGGAAACCCAUGGAGACUCCUCAGUAGCUGAUAUUGAGCAGGGAAGGGAAGAUCAUGAAGAUAUGGGACUUACAGAGAUGACAGAGACACAGGAGGAGACUGCUAUGGGUAAAGUAGACGGAACAAAUAUUGCUGAAGUGUCAGAAGAAACAGAGACAAGGAUUGAAGAUAGGGGUCAGGGGAAAGAUGAUGUGAUGACUGAUGUGGCGGAGGAUGUGGUAACACAUGGAGACUCCUCACUAGCUGAUAUUGAAGAGGGGAAGAAAAAUCAUGAAGAUAUUACAGAGACACAGGAGGAAAGUGUUACGGCUGCCUCAGGUGAUGAAGAUCCUGAGGAUGUUGAUGAAGAAACUAAGAGUGCUGGAGGAAAGAGGAAGCGGGGGAGAAAUACAAAGACAGUAAAAGGGACGGGAAAGAAGAAAGAAGAAGAUGUUUGUUUCAUGUGCUUUGAUGGGGGUGAUCUUGUCCUUUGUGACCGCAGGGGAUGCCCAAAAGCUUACCACCCAUCCUGUGUAGAUCGAGAUGAGGCUUUCUUCCAGUCAAAGGGUAAAUGGAACUGUGGAUGGCACCUGUGUAGCAAAUGUGAAAAAGCUGCAACCUACUUGUGUUGUACAUGCAUGUUUUCAUUAUGCAAGGGCUGCGCCAAGGAUGCUGUCUUCUUUUGCAUCAGAGGUAAUAAGGGUUUGUGUGAGACAUGCAUGGAGACAGUCAAGUUGAUAGAAAGAAAAGAGCAAGAAAAGGAGCCGGCGCAGUUAGAUUUUGAUGACAAGACCAGCUGGGAAUAUCUCUUUAAGGAUUACUGGAUUGAUUUGAAAACCCAGCUAUCUUUAAGUCCGGAGGAACUUGAUCAGGCUAAGAGCCCACGGAAGGGACAUGAGUCCAAUGCUAGCAAACAGGGAACAGCCAGCGAGGCUGACUAUGUUACAGAUGGAGGAUCAGAUUCAGAUAGUUCUCCAAAAAAGAGGAAGACAAGGAGUCGAUCAAAGUCUGGUUCACCAGCCAAUAAGAAUUUUUCAGGUGAAGAGUGGGCUUCCAAGGAACUUUUGGAUGUGAUCGUGCAUAUGAGACGUGGUGACAGAUCUUUCGUACCUGAGUCAGAAGUACAGAAUCUCCUGCUGGCCUAUAUAAAAAGAUACAAUCUUCGUGAUCCUCGUCGUAAGAGCCAGGUUAUCUGUGACUCCAGGCUUCAGAAUUUGUUCGGAAAAUCACAUGUUGGGCACUUUGAGAUGUUAAAUCUCCUUGAUUCUCAUUUGCUUAAAAAAGAGCAAAAUCAGUCGGAUGAUAUUCAAAGUGACAUUGCUGAUACAGAAGAGCCCAAUCAUGUGGAUGUUGAUGAAAACUCUGACCAUCCAAUGAAAAGUGGGAAGGAUAAGAAACGUAAAACACGCAAAAAAAGUGUCAGGAAAGGACGUCAAUCUAAUCUUGAUGAUUUUGCUGCUGUUGAUUUGCACAACAUUAAUUUGAUAUACUUAAGGCGGAGCUUGGUGGAAGAUCUACUUGAAGAUUCUGCAGCCUUUGAAGAAAAAGUUGCUAGUGCAUUUGUUAGGUUAAGGAUAUCUGGAAAUCAAAAGCAAGAUAUAUAUCGACUGGUUCAAGUUGUUGGCACAAGCAAAUCUCCUGAACCCUAUAAAGUUGGGAAAAAAACAACAGACUUUGUUCUUGAGAUACUGAACUUGGACAAAACUGAAGUGGUAUCCAUUGACAUUAUAUCAAAUCAAGAUUUUACUGAGGAUGAAUGUAAGCGUCUAAAGCAGAGCAUAAAAUGUGGAUUAAUCAACAGGCUGACAGUGGGUGGUAUACAAGAAAAGGCCAUUGCACUGCAGGAAGUGAGAGUAAAAAACGUAACCCAGGCGGUGAAUAANGAUCGUGCUAGUGACAUGGGCCGCAGAAAAGAGCUACGAGAAUGCGUGGAGAAACUGCAACUGUUAAAAUCUCCAGAGGAACGGCAGCGCNAAAAGGCGAAANAAAUUCCAGAAAUACAUGCUGAUCCCAAAAUGGAUCCAGAUUGUGAAUCGGAAGAUGAAGAUGAAAAAGAAGAAAUGGAAAAAGAGAAACAACUGAGGCCGCGAAGCAGUAGCUUUAACAAAAGAGGAAGGGAUCCAAUAUCUCCACGAAAGGGAGGAUUUAGUUCCAAUGAAUCAUGGACUGGCACAAGUAACUACUCAAAAACAAGUGCAAAUCGUGAACUAAGCAGAAGUUAUUCGGGUAGGGGUUCUAAUGGUAGAGGGGAUUAUCUUGGUAGUUCUGACGACAUGGUUAGUGAAAAUAUGUGGCCAUCAGCUAGAGAAAGAGAAGUGCAACCAUCUUUAGGCUCUGAGAAGCCAAGAUCUGUUUCAAUUCCUGAAACUACUCCUAGAAGUUCUCGUGCUGUUGCGCCACCGGAAUUAUCUCCUAGGAUUGCGCCUGAAAUUCCAACGGCACCCCCUGCUGUUGUUCAGCAGCCUGUUUCCAAGUCAAAUGAGUCAGAGAAAAUAUGGCAUUACAAGGACCCUUCUGGUAAAGUUCAAGGACCUUUUUCGAUGGCGCAGCUCCGUAAAUGGAACAACACUGGGUACUUCCCUGCUAAGUUGGAAAUCUGGAAAGCGAAAGAGUCACCGUUGGACUCUAUUCUCCUGACUGAUGCAUUAGCUGGACUAUUUCAGAAGCAAGCCCAGGCGGUGAAUAAUAGCUAUACGAAAACUCAGGUAGCAGCUUAUUCUGGUCAAUCAAGCCAAUCUGAUUCCAAUUUAGGUUCUACUGCUAGGACUGCUCCAACCAUUGAGAUUCCUAGCAAUUCCCAAGAUACUUGGAGUCAAGGUGGUAGUCUUCCAUCCCCUACUCCAAAUCAAAUCACUACUCCAACAGCAAAAAGGCGAAAUUUUGAGAGCAGAUGGUCUCCAACCAAGCAUUCUCCACAGUCACCUAAUCAGUUGAUGAAUUAUGCGGUAGCACAAUCUGGACAGAGUCAAGCUUCUAGGAUAGAUAUCCCUGUGGUUGUAAAUUCUGCUGGUGCUCUACAACCUCAAACGUACCCUAUUCCAGCAUCAGACUCGAUUAACGCUUCUGUUAUUCGCCCUGCGGCUCUUCCAUCUCCAACACCAGGAGGUGGAAAGCAAAGCUGGGGGAGCAUGCAGACAGAUCAUAGAGGAAGUGAUGCUCUCUCUUCUCAGAAUAGUUCUACGUCUUAUGGCACCACAAUUCCUAGUGUUCUUCCGUCACAGAGUCAACCAGGCUUUCCUCCAUCUGAUUCUUGGAAGGUUGCAGCUCCAAGCCAGCCGAAUCCACAGGCUCAAACUCACUGGGGUAUGAACAUGGUGAACAACCAAAACUCAGGACAACAUCAGGCUCCAGCAAACCAGAAUAGCAGCUGGGGUCAAGGGACCGUAAAUCCAAACAUGGGAUGGGUUGGUCCUGCUCAAGCUGGAGUGAAUGUAAACUGGGCUGGAUCUUCUGUUCCGUCGACUGGUCAGGGAAUCCCUAAUUCUGGCUGGGGCGGGCCUGUCCAAGGACAACCACAAGCUUAUCCAAACCCAGGGUGGGGUGUUACAGCUGUCCCGCAAGCUCAAGCUCAAUCACAAGCUCAAGUUCAAGCACCAGUGAGUACCACGGGCGCGGGAUGGAUUCAACCAGGUCAAGGGAUGCAGUCUGGGAACAACAAUCAAAAUUGGGGAACACAACAUCAGAUGGCGAUCCCAAGCGGUGGGUCAGGAGGGAACCAAGCCGGUUACUGGGGAAACCAACAGAACCAGAAUGGAGAUUCUGGGUAUGGUUGGAACAGGCAGUCAAGUGGAAGUGGUGGGCAGAACAACAACUUCAAGGGGCAAAGAGUGUGCAAAUUCUUCCGUGAAAAUGGACAUUGUAGGAAAGGAGCAUCCUGCAAUUACCUCCACAACUAAAAAAAAAGCUUCUCUCUCUGCUUUUGGAUGAUGUCUACAUCCUUCAAAAAAAAAAAGCAGCUUUUAGGCGUUUUUAGCCCAUAUAGUUUUUUUUUUAUGCACUACAGUCUUUUGUUGGGAGCCUUUAACUCAGAAGUAGCUAACAUGUUUUUCUUUAUUUUUGGGGGUUUAGGGCUUUGUAGUAUUUAAAUAUUUGUGAUAGUGAAUGAUGAUGAUAGUUUAUAUCCUCUUGCAUAUAAUAUUUGCUAGGCCAAACAAUAUGAUGUAUGUAUAUACUCGAAGUCUCUUUCUUUUGAGCAGAGCUUC